CGUGCGCGCCGCCGCGCCGAACCCCGCGCUGCCGCCCGCAGCACCGACCCCUGCUCGGGAAAUGGCGAAGUAGCCGGGAUUGGGGAGGAGGGGGCAGCGCCGGGAGCUAUGGCACCUCCUCACAGCUGAGCGGCUCGGAGCGUGACCUCGAUUGGUUUGGGACUGCGGGCAGAUCUGAUGAGCUGAGGAAAAUCCAGAGCAGGAGGAUCUGGGCAGCAGGAGAGGAGCCCCCCUUCUAUCCAUCCAUCCCGCCCUCCUCUUCCCCAGGCCUGCUGGCACUGCCCCGCUGAUACUUGCGGAGUUCGGGGGUAACCUGGACCUGGCCGCCCUGGAAUAGAGACUCUCCGGAAGGGAUCGGUUGGGGUUUGUGGUCUAUGUCGUGUUGGGAAAUCUGGUGGAUUUUUUCCUCGCUUGUGGAGGAAGAGCCCGGUGCUGGCAGUUGGCUUCGUGGUGUUUUUUGGAGGGCAAAGGAAAGGAAGGGAUCUCGCCUGAGCCGUGCAAAGAGAGAGCUCGGACAUGUGUUGUCAGCACAUCUGGGGAAUACAGUCUGCAAGUCUGAAAGGAAAUUUGCUGGGAUCGUUCAAACUGCGAUAUUGAUCUUUGUUAUUUUUUUUCGCUGAGGGAUGCAUUUGGCAUGAGAAUCGGAGGAUGGAAAUUGUUUGGGAGGUGCUUUUUCUCCUGCAAGCGAAUUUCAUCGUCUGCAUUUCAGCUCAACAAAAUUCACCAAAAAUCCAUGAAGGCUGGUGGGCAUAUAAGGAGGUGGUCCAGGGAAGCUUUGUCCCAGUUCCCUCCUUUUGGGGUUUGGUGAACUCAGCUUGGAAUCUUUGCUCUGUUGGGAAAAGACAGUCACCUGUCAAUAUUGAAACCAGCCAUAUGAUUUUUGAUCCCUUCCUAACUCCACUUCGCAUAAACACAGGGGGAAGAAAGGUCAGUGGGACGAUGUAUAACACAGGGAGACAUGUAUCUCUACGAUUAGACAAAGAGCAUCUGGUCAACAUCUCUGGAGGACCGAUGACAUACAGCCACCGCUUAGAGGAAAUCCGGUUACACUUUGGAAGUGAAGACAGCCAGGGAUCAGAGCACCUACUCAAUGGGCAGGCCUUCUCUGGGGAGGUUCAACUAAUCCACUAUAACCAUGAGCUGUACACAAAUGUCACAGAAGCUGCAAAGAGUCCUAAUGGGUUGGUGGUAGUUUCCAUAUUUAUGAAAGUAUCUGAAUCAUCAAAUCCAUUUCUAAAUCGUAUGCUUAACAGAGACACCAUAACGAGAAUAACAUAUAAAAAUGAUGCAUACUUACUACAGGGGCUUAAUAUUGAGGAACUUUAUCCAGAGACUUCUAGUUUCAUUACGUAUGAUGGGUCAAUGACAAUUCCACCCUGCUAUGAAACGGCAAGCUGGAUAAUAAUGAACAAACCUGUCUACAUAACAAGGAUGCAGAUGCAUUCUUUACGACUGCUAAGCCAGAAUCAACCAUCACAGAUAUUUCUGAGCAUGAGCGACAAUUUCAGACCAGUCCAGCCUCUCAACAAUCGAUGUAUCCGAACCAAUAUCAACUUUAGUUUACAGGGAAAAGAUUGUCCAAACAAUAGAGCACAGAAACUACAGUAUAGAGUAAAUGAAUGGCUCCUCAAGUAAGAAAGACAGAGCAGGCAGAACCCAUAACCUCAGUGGAAUGCUACUACUGUGAAUUGACAUAAUCUAGAAUGCACCCAACCUCACUGUCUUUGGGUUCGGACAGCACUGCUAACGUGCUGUAGGAAAAGAGCUGCCAUGCUGAGAACUCAACUCAAAAUUCAUUCAUAUGAUCGGUGGCAAAUAAAAAAAGUAAAAAAAAAAAAAAAAAAAAAAAAGACAGUAUUACAGUAAAUGUGAUUACAAUUUUCCUGAACUAAUUUAGCUUCACAAAGAAAGACUUUGCAGCCUUUGUACAUAGGAAAUUCUUCCUCUUUCCCCCCUCCCUCAAAUUAAAAAAAAAAAAAAGAUUAAAAAAAAAAGAAAGAAAAAAGGUGGCUCGGUACAGCAUCAAAGUGGAGUUGUGUUCUGUGUGCCAAGUAAUCCUUGGAAGCUCUCAUUUCACUAUCAUUAAUGGAUACUGACAAGACAGAACAAGACGCCUGUAGAGGAAACUUAUUUCUGGGUUAUGAACUUUCUGUUAAUUUCAUUUCAAAAGGGGCAGAGAUAAGUAUUGUAAAUAUAUCACUGCAGAAUAUAAAGGAAACGGAACUAUUUCCCUCUGUCACAUAUCUGUAGUAGGAUUUGCCAAAAUCAGAAUUGAGCCAUUUUCUGUUUCUCAUUUUACAACAGGUCAUACAUUGUGUUGGUUACUAUUAACAACUCAAUAAAUGUGUUUAACAAAUUCAUUUAGUAAACUUGCUAUGAUUUAUUCUGUUCCUUUCUCACAUAAUAAGCCUCUACUAUUUGUGGCUGCAUUAUUUGUUGUAGUAUUUUUUUCUUUUUUUAUUUCCCCCUUUUAUUUUUUUACUGGAUUUAUUUGUUUGCAGCCAAUUUAAGUGAGUUAAUGGCCAUUGGAAAUGCACUCAAAGCCAGUAUAACUUUAACUCCACUUUAUGGUCCCUCAUUAACAGGAGCUGGGCUCAGAAGCAGAAAGCAUUUGAAACCUAUCUCAGUUUAAAAUUGCCAGGCCCUGCUGAAUCCAUUAUCAGGACAAACCAACUCAAUCCGGAAAAUUGGUGGUGGAAAGGGACAUCUUUUCUUUACAGAUAAAGCAGGAGCUGACCAAGUAAAAGCGAAUGCCUUUUUUCUUGUUUAUAAUGGUCAUUCACUGUGUUUGGUUACGGUUACUGUCAAGAACUCAAUAAAUGUGUUUAACAAGUU
Molecule: messenger RNA, 2835 nt
Organism: Melopsittacus undulatus (budgerigar)
Lineage: Eukaryota; Metazoa; Chordata; Aves; Psittaciformes; Psittaculidae
Gene: CA10
Product: carbonic anhydrase 10
Exons: 10
Coding region: 649-1635 (328 amino acids)
Molecular function (GO): zinc ion binding; carbonate dehydratase activity
Source: RefSeq, a predicted model, not a curated record